AGACACAGUUCUAUUAUAAGCUCUGACUGUCGCUAUCUCUCUCUGUCUCUGUAGUCUGUAGUCAGUCGGCGCGAGCGCGAGGUCGAGGUAGGAUGUGAGAGUGCCGACACUAUGUGGAUUACUUCAGUACAACUGUUUACGGUGUUGAGUUUAGUCUGCUUCAAUGUGUGCCAUGGCGUGGAGAAAGACAUUGAGGUAGAGUGCUUGGACUCAAAAGCAAUCACAAUCAAAGACGGUGGGAUAAUUGCCAAUUGUGCCCAAUAUGGUCUGACUCGUACCACUACUAAUUUCCACCACUGGCUGUAUGAACUGAAAGAUGUCUUACAGGCAGUGAAUAUAAGCCACAAUCACAUAAAGAAGGUGUCAAAGUUUUCUCCGUUACCGAGAGUGCUGAGUUUGAACCUCCAACACAACAGCAUUCGAGACAUCGACCCUCAGGCCUUCACUGAUCUCGAUAACCUCCAGAACCUCGAUCUCAGCGACAACAGAAUUAACGGAGAGAGUCUGAGAGGUGUGUUGGUGGGGAAGAAAGUUCAAGAACAUUACGAGCCGCUGCCCAUCCGAACAUUGUACUUGGGCCACAAUGACAUCAGCGUCUUGUACAGUGACACAUUCUUGCAUUUGGAGUAUCUUCGAGAUCUCCAUCUUGAUUACAACCCUCUAGUGGUCAACGAAGACUUCUCGAAGGCAUUGAGCCAUUUACCUGACCUUAAGCUGCUGAACCUGGCUGGUGCGGGGCUCAAGAGUCUGCCAAAAGACACAUUCUCGGGGCUGCGGCUGACAAAACUGUUGCUAAAUGGGAAUCAGUUCACACAAGUGCCGGCAUUAAACGAGCUGGGGAGUUCGUUACGAUUGCUCAACAUCAACCAGAAUCCCAUCUCCGAACUGGACGCUAGCUCAUUCUUGGGACUCCGCAGUAUAAGUGAGAUCGUAGUCUCGGGUAUGCCCAAAUUGUCGACUGUCAAGGCGGGGACUUUCUCCAACCUCGAGAACCUCCGAGUUGUAAGCUGUUCGUACAAUCCGGAACUGACCAGUGUUGACGAAGCAGCAUUCUGGGACAAGACUGUAAAACAUUUUACUCUUCAAGAGGUGUAUUUAAAUGACAAUGCACUGCAAACGAUCCGUAAGACUCUACUGCCAUGGAUAAAGAUGUCGAAGGUGACCUUGGAUGGGAACCAGUGGGUGUGCGACUGCCAGUUGCACUGGCUGGCCAAGUUCCUUCGUAACAGGAAUGCUACCGUGGACAGGCUCAUGGACGUCAAGUGUUGGGAUCCCCCUUGGUUGAACGGAACUCAGAUGGUAUUUUGGAAUAUUGAUUUGGUCAGUAGACAUGAGAACUUUCCCUGUCAGGCCGAGUUGGAAGCGGAACGUAAGGAAACAGAACGUAAGGAAAAAGAACGUCUGGAACAAGAACGAUUACGUCAGGAACAAGAACAAUUACGUAUGGAACAAGAACGAGUACGUCUGAAGCAAGAUCAAGCAAAACUGCACCUGGAACAGGAAGUCAAAAAUGUGCCAGCUGAAACAGAAGAAUCAAGUGUCAAGUUUUACCAUCUGAUUGCCAUCGUGGGAAUUAUUGCACUUGUAGUUUUAAUAGGUUCUGUCAUAGCAUUUAACAAAUACAGGAACUACCGACCAAUCUAUAAUGUUGAGAAAAUGUCAUCACCUAUGCACAAUGAAAUGAAGGACUUAAAAGGAACAUUGGCGGAAAAAUCUCAUCUUGUCGGUUAAAUUAUUUGUUAUUGCAAAAUUCUACAUUCACUAAGUGUUAUUGUUGACUGAUAUUUUCAUAGUUUUAACAUUUAAUGUAUAAUUUUUAUGUUGCAUUUCAGAGCUAAUCUUAAUGCAACAAACAGGGUGCAGAAUAACCUUUGAAAGACGCAGCUAACCUAGUCAAAUGUGAAAAUGUAAUUAGUCAGCAUUGGUAAUGCUAUUAACAUGUAAAUCUUAAAGGAGAAAGAUUUUUAUAUAUUUACAUGAGUCACAUUUCUUCUACUCUUUGUACUUCAUCAAUGAAAUUCUGAUUUUAACUACAUGAAAAUACUGUACACACUGUUUAUUUUUACAGCCUGUGAGGAAAAUCCAUUAUUAACAGGACUUUAUAUGUAGUCUAACGAAAUAUGGAAGUUUUUUAUCUGUCGGUUUUCAUUCUAAUAAGAAGUGAAAUGCUAUAUAUUUAAUAAAUAUCAGAAGAAUAACACAUCAUUUUAAGUAGCCAUUCCUAGUUGAUAUGAAAUCAUUCUUCUAGGAAUUGUUCUAGACAAAAUAAAAUGUAUAGAAUAUAUA
Molecule: messenger RNA, 2286 nt
Organism: Homalodisca vitripennis (glassy-winged sharpshooter)
Lineage: Eukaryota; Metazoa; Arthropoda; Insecta; Hemiptera; Cicadellidae
Product: chondroadherin-like
Exons: 7
Coding region: 112-1731 (539 amino acids)
Molecular function (GO): protein binding
Source: RefSeq, a predicted model, not a curated record